UCACAGCACAUUGCUGUCAUAGCUUCACAUUUUCAUUAUUUCUCGUAAAGUGACAGCGCUGAGGCUGAGCACGUUGACAUUUCCCUGCUCGGUUUAAAUAUUGUGACAGUGAUCGGGAGGGCUUGAAUUUCAUCCGGCCUGUCCGUAGCAUUCGGUUAAAUUAUCAGCAUAGUGGAUAGAUAUCGAAUGGCAGAAUGACGAGGUGACGUUUAGUUCUGCCAUGCGGAACAGAUCAAUAGCUUUUGUACUCAUCUCACUGUUUGUAUGGGGUGUUAUCACCUAUUUUUUAUUUCUCGAUCGACCGAUUGGCAAGGAACAAGACAAGAACCUACUCACCAUUCAAAUUACCAAAUUAGAAAGUGAAGUAAAACAUCAAAUAGCUAUCAAUAGAGAACUAUUGAAGCACAUCGGGGAACAAUUGAAAAAAGCAGCAGAAAAAGUACCGCCAGAAGUCAAAGACACUCGAAAAGAUCCAAUCCAGAAUUAUGUCCACAAAGCAGGAGAGAGGAAUCAAGAACCUAAGGAGGAUAAACCUAAAACCAGUUUCAGUAAAGAAACACAAAAGAAAACGUUGCCGAAUGGUUCCCCGAUAAUUGCAGUUCUAGUAUUUUCCUGCAACAGAAUUACCGUCCAAAGGUGUCUUGAUCAAUUAAUUAAGCUGAGACCAAAUGUUGAUCAAUUCCCGAUCAUAGUAUCUCAGGAUUGCGAACAUCAACAGACAGCAGACGUUAUUCGAAGCUACAAAAACCAACUCCUUCAUAUUCAACAACCCGAUCAAUCGGAAAUCGAUAUUCCCCCGAGGGAGAAGAAAUUUAGAGGCUACUUUAAAAUUGCUCGACAUUAUGGCUGGGCUUUGAAUCAAGUUUUCGUAGAAUUCGGAUAUGAAACUGCGAUUAUUGUUGAAGACGAUCUCGACAUAGCGCCAGACUUUUUUGAGUACUUUCUGGGUACAUAUCCUCUUCUUGUCUCCGACAAAUCGCUCUGGUGUGUAUCGGCGUGGAAUGAUAACGGAAAAUCAGGCCUGGUUGAUGAGCACGCGCACAAUUUGCUCUACCGGACGGAUUUCUUCCCAGGUCUCGGUUGGAUGCUGAAACGUGAUUUGUGGCUUGAAUUGGCGCCAAAGUGGCCUAGAGCAUAUUGGGAUGAUUGGAUUCGACAACCAGAGCAGCGAAAGAAUCGAGCCUGCAUCAGACCAGAAUUGUCGAGGACCAGGACUUUCGGCAAAAUCGGAGUUAGCAAUGGACUAUUCUUUGAGAAGCACCUAAAGUUCAUUAAGCUGAACGAGCAAUUUGUGCCUUUCACAGCGAUGAAUUUAACCUAUCUGUUAAAAGAUAAUUACGACAUCGCCUUCGUAAAUGAAGUUUAUCAGUCGAAGGUAGUUAGCUACUCGGAAUUGAAGAGUGGAAACAUAGUUGUACCUGGUCCUGUUAGAAUUCCUUACUACACCCGCCAAACGUACAAGAGUACUGCCAAAAUGCUCGGCCUGAUGGAUGACUUCAGGAGCGGAGUUCCAAGAACCGGUUAUCGAGGAGUCGUCACCUUUUUCUACAACAAACGCAGAGUCCACUUGGCGCCUGGCGCAAACUGGAAUGGAUACGAUAUCACCUGGAGCUAACACAUAAUUCGUCGAUAUUCCAGAGAUCUUUAACGGCUUGCAUUUUGAUUGCGUUGAUUCCACGUGGCAGUAAAGUCGCCGUAUUCACCAGUAACUUUUAAGCGUUUCGAUUUUUAUUAAUUUAAGACUACUGAACUGCAGUUUUAAAAGCCAAAGACAAAGUUGCCAGCAAUUUUACUUUAGGUUAUAUUAUUAUAAUAUUCUUUGUAUUGUAUCGAAUUAUUAUUUAGAUGCGAAUAUGAGAAACGGUGCAGCGAUUUUUAUGGCGGGUGGAAUGUGCAACUUUACCUCAAAGCCUUAGUCUUUUUUACAUUUUUUUUUGCCGCGGAGUACGUUUAGUCAGUUGUAGAUAGUUUCAUAUUUUUAUUCGAUUGACUAGUAUCAUGUAACAAUACUAGAGUGCCUCAAAAAAUCCUAUCCCACCAUUUUCCUUGUAAAUAAUUCGUUAUUUAAGCCUUGUAUAAUAAUUUUUAAUUUUUACGACUUGCCAAACUUGCUUUUUGAAUGCUCGGUUCCAAUCGUUUCCCUGUGACUUUUUUUCUUUCUAGAGCUUAUUUUUUGUCUGAUUAUCUCAGGAGUGUAUAUAUAUAUAUACAUAUACUUGUAAAUAAUAUAUCUUACAAACGUAGAAGAAAUCGUCGAUCGAAAAAAGAUAUAGAGUCGUGACUAGGGCUGAUUUGUCUUUGUCGAUGGAAUUGAGGAUAUUCCAGAUGAUCUGCUUGGAAUUUGACAUUCCUAGUUUAAGUCUUCGAUAAAUUAAAUUUGAAAGCUUUUUUAAAUAUGAAGCCUUAAAUAUAGAAUUUCCAAAUCCGUCAAUGUUUAUGAUCUGGAAUGUCCGAUUCUAAGAACUUCUGAAGCUUCUAACUUGAAUUAAUCUAACAUAGUUUUUAUAAAAAUAAUAUUUCUCAACUAGUCUUCCUCAAUUUUCUUCUUCCACAAAAAAUUUUCCUUUUGAACUUAACUCUUAAAUCCGAAACCACGAUUUUAUUCUUCUUCUUCCUAUCUUCUCUCCGUAAAGUAUAUAGAAUACAAAAACCGCCUCUGUAUCUCGCUUGAUUGUAACAGUAUUUUUUAUGUGUUUUCAAGUAAAUCGUGUCUUCGAGCGAGGAUCUGUGAAAUAUGACAUUUUAAGGAGUCUUUUCUCCGCUAAAUGCAGCGUGUAAAUAAAAAUAAAGGGAAUUUAAAAUUUGGAA
Messenger RNA from Belonocnema kinseyi, 2808 nucleotides. RefSeq names its product alpha-1,3-mannosyl-glycoprotein 2-beta-N-acetylglucosaminyltransferase (gene Mgat1). Gene Ontology annotation, biological process: protein N-linked glycosylation. Lineage: Eukaryota; Metazoa; Arthropoda; Insecta; Hymenoptera; Cynipidae. The transcript has 10 exons. Gene Ontology annotation, cellular component: Golgi apparatus. The record is from RefSeq and is a predicted model, not a curated record. Gene Ontology annotation, molecular function: alpha-1,3-mannosylglycoprotein 2-beta-N-acetylglucosaminyltransferase activity. The coding region runs from base 221 to 1615 and encodes 464 amino acids.